AUCAUCUCUGAAUCCAAUACUCAAAUGUGCAAAGAGAUCCUUUUUUUUUUUUCAGACUCUUCAGAGAAGACGAUGAAAUUGGCGUCGAGCUUGUUUCCUAAUCAAUGGCGUCUCUUAGCAUCAUCACCACAGCUUUAUCUACAAUCUUUCAUCUUCUCCGCAGCCUCCACUACAAAGUCUCCACCAACCUUGCGUCAAAGUCGGAAUCUUCAGACAGGUGUUUCUCCAGUCGUCACUUCAAGCUACUUGCCCACUUCCUACAUCACACAGAAGCAGAUUGAAACCCCUACCUCCCCGGAAAAGCAAGGGCCACCAGUGCAGGAGAGUUUGGGUGCUUUUCAAAAACUCCCCAUGGUGAUGCCAUCUAUUGAUUUGUACUCUUCUGCUCUCAGGAAGUCCAGAAGAGUCCAACCAACUAAAGGUAUAGCUAAUAUAGCAAAAAGAGAAAGAAAUAGAGGUGCUAAACAGCUUGAUGCGUUCAUGAAAGAACUGGCUUUACCUUUAAAAGGAUACAUGGAGAGUUUUCCGAGGAGGAGACUCUUGCAUCCUUAUGAGCGCUCUCUUAUUGAGUUGACUCUUGGUGAUGGAAAGUACGAGGAGGUGUUGGGAAAAGUUGAUGCUCUGAGGAAGAAGGUGUUGUCUGUUGGAAAGGAACAUGCUUCUCUCUGUGCUAAGGCAUUAUCAAAGCGAGAAGCAGAGGAUCGGUUGAACGAAGGUGUGGAGAAGCUUGAAUUGGUUUUCCAGCAAGAAGGAAGAGCUGUUGAUGAUUUGUUAAGCAUAGCAAAGGUUUUGAGGGCUAUGCCAGUUGUUGACUUGGAAAUGCCAACCCUUUGCCUUGUCGGAGCCCCAAACGUUGGAAAAUCAUCAUUGGUCCGCAUUCUUUCAACAGGGAAGCCUGAGAUUUGCAAUUAUCCUUUCACCACCAGAGGGAUUCUGAUGGGCCAUGUCAUUUUGAACUACCAACGAUUUCAGGUGACAGACACCCCUGGGCUUCUCAGGAGAUGUGAUGAGGAUAGGAAUAAUCUAGAGAAGCUAACUCUUGCUGUACUCACUCAUCUUCCAACCGCGGUUCUAUAUGUUCAUGAUCUAACUGGAGAGUGCGGGACUUCACCUUCUGAUCAGUAUAGAAUAUAUAAAGAAAUAAAAGAAAGGUUUAAGGAUUACCUGUGGAUUGAUGUUGUUUCCAAAUGUGAUCUGCUUGGCGGAGGCUCUCCAGUGAUUUAUGCCAAAGAAGAUAUAAGUAAUGAUGAAGCAGAAAUCAUCAAGUACAGGGAAACAGGGCCUGAUGAAUCAUUUCAUGUCUCAGUGAAAACAGAACAAGGUCUCAGUGAGUUAAAGAGGAGAGUAAAGGAAGUACUGAGUAAUGAGAUGGAGAAGAUCAAAAGUGGAGUGAGAGUUGAUCCAAGUGUUGCUAGUUCUUUAGAUUAGAUAGAGGUAUUGCCUUUUUUACUUAAAUCCUCUUUGUUACUUGUGAUGAUGUAUCUUCUGGAAAAGCAUCAAUUGUUAUUUUAUUAAUAAUAAAAUUAAAAAGGUUAUACAUUA
Messenger RNA from Raphanus sativus (radish), 1542 nucleotides. RefSeq lists its product as uncharacterized. The transcript is spliced from 13 exons. Lineage: Eukaryota; Viridiplantae; Streptophyta; Magnoliopsida; Brassicales; Brassicaceae. The coding region runs from base 25 to 1428 and encodes 467 amino acids. Gene Ontology annotation, biological process: ribosomal large subunit biogenesis. Gene Ontology annotation, molecular function: GTPase activity; RNA binding; GTP binding. Gene Ontology annotation, cellular component: nucleolus. The record is from RefSeq and is a predicted model, not a curated record.